Molecule: messenger RNA, 597 nt
Organism: Durusdinium trenchii
Lineage: Eukaryota; Dinophyceae; Suessiales; Symbiodiniaceae
Source: the annotation of a GenBank genome assembly
AUGGAGGUGGAUAGUCGGGAGCGACCCUUCCUUGUCGACAAGCGGAUGGUCACCCAGAUGUUGGCGGCCUAUUUGGAGCAGCGGGAUCAUCCGGGGCCGCAGCAGGAGAUUAUGGCGAAGAUGGCCGAUUUGCUGGGCUUCAGUACCAGCGAGCGAGAGCAGGUCGGCCUCUCCCAGAAACGGAAGGGCCCGAUCGCUUCGGAAGAGCCUGCGAACCUCGCCGACUUGACCGAUCGAUUCGUGGAUUUCUUGAUGGAGGAACCGAGUCCGAAGCGGGCUGAGAGAGGCACAGUCGCAGAUUUCUGGGCACAGAACCUUUUGGCUUUCGUGCCGGCAUCUUCCGCAUGGGAGAUGUACAAUGCGCAAUGCAAGGCUUUGUUUGAUUUGCCAAGCCUUAGGCGUUCUGAUUCUGCGGAUGCGCAAAUCAACUGCCAGAGAGUGGGUGCCUUCGAGUCCUUGCUAAAGCCUGGAGGCCCCGAGCUUUCAGUGGAUGAGAGGCGAACACUGGAAACGGCUUGCCGUGUGCACCAGCUUUCCAGUGUGGUGCCUGGCUGGCCCGGCUGCAGGGAGGUUUGGUUCAAGAAGAGAACAUCCUGA